GGAAGGUUCUGGUCUGAAGCCACACUGGAGACUGGAGGCGCAUCCGAUCUUAUUGUCUGGAAUGAGCUCGGCCAGCUGAUGCCCCGCACACACGGAUAAAGGGAGAGAUCUACUGUCCUUUGCUAUGGGAUGGACAAGGAAGAAGAGAAUAAAUAUGUAUCCCAACUCCUGGGUGUGUUUAACAGCUGUGACACUACAGGGACUGGGUACCUAGACAAAGAAGAGUUAACAGACCUCUGCCACAAGCUCCACCUGGAUGCACAACUCCCUCUGCUGUUACAGACGCUCCUUGGGACAGACAUCUUUGCUAGGGUGAAUUUUGAGGAGUUUAAAGAAGGAUUUGUUGCUGUGCUGUCCUCUACUAUUGACAUAAGCAUCUCUGAAGAUGAAAGCAGUUAUUUAGAACCAGUAAUUCCAGAUGAAGUGAAACCAAAGUAUGUGAAAGGCACCAAGAGAUAUGGCCGACGAACACAGCCGGAACGUGAGGCUGCAGAAAAUGAAGCCAACAAGUGUCUGCAAGAACAGCACCAAGUCAAAGGCCAGAGGAAAAGUCAGCUGAAAAGGUCUUCAUCCCUGGAGAGUGUGGAGAGCUUAAAGUCAGAUGAAGAAGCAGAGAAUGGCAAAGAACCUCUGAACGAGAACUUUGAGGCACAAGGCCAGCUAAGGGCAUGGAACCCAGAGAUCUUUGAUGGGCGAAGAAGAAAUUCAAGCCCAUGCUCAGAUAUGACCGAACACCAGGUGCGGGACAUCUGGGAGGAACUCGGUGUAGGCCAUAAUGGCUACCUCAACCAGCAAGAGCUUGCCACUGUGUGUAAGAACAUCGGACUAAAAGAUCUUAGUAAGGAGGAGCUUGAGGACCUGUUUAAUAAGCUGGACCGUGAUGGAGAUGGCAGAGUGAGCUUUCAGGAAUUCCAAGAUGGCUUAUUUAGCCAUGCUCCUGUGCCCAUCUCCUCUACUCCUCUAAAGAAUAGAAGACCAUGGGCAUGUUUUCAGCCUGUGGAAGACAGCAGCCGCAUGACAACCACCAACUCAUUGCUGUCUGCUUUUGGUGGAUUACACCUUUUCUCCACUAUUGAUGAUGGAACUGGUUUUGGAAGUCCUGAGCAGAUUAUGAUUAUCUGGGAAGAAGAAGGAAUAGAAGAUGGCAAAGAAAUUUUAACGAGCCUGGAUUUCAGCCUGGGAGAGAGAGUGAACCUUCUGGAUCUCACAACAGCUUUAGACAAUGAACUGAUUGCUACCAAGAACAGAAUCCACAUGGCUGCACUAGCCUCUUACAAGAAUGAGCUAUAUCACCAACAUGGGCUGGUCGAACAGGUCACCAGGGAGAGGGACAAAGUCAAGCAGGAUUUUGAGAAAGCAGAGAAACGGAACCUGCAGCUGGCCAAUGAGGUGGAUGAUCACAACAGUGAAAUGGAGCAACUCAAUGAAAGCAAAAUCAAGGACUUGGAACUGGAAUAUAGACAGAGGCUUUCUGUACUACGGACUGAGCUGGAGAGUGAGAAGGAGCAGUUUAUACAUCAAGCAGACCAACACAAGACCAAGCUAGAAUCUGACCUGGCAAAUCUCAAGAUUGAAGAAGCUGCUUUGAGAGAGAGACUUAAUUUAUCUGUAAAGGAAAAUUCCAGGUUACAAAAGGAAAUGGUUGAAGUUGUUGAAAAAUUGUCUGAAGCAGAAAAUGAUGUUGUGACACUACAGACCAAUGUAGAAGAUAUGCUGAAAGGAAAGAGACAAUCAGAUCAUCCGCACAUGGAGUUCUGUAAUCAGGAUGAACGGUUUGCAGACAUUAUCAAUGAAUAUGAAAUCCAAUGCAGGGAACUUCGUGACCAGAAUGAUGAACUGCAGAUCCAGUUGGAAACUCUGCGCUCCCAGCUCAGCGAGAGCAAAUACUCACGUUUGUUGGCCAGGAUUAAAGACAACAAGUUGCUGCACCUGAAGGCCAAGGAAAAGAUUCACAACAACAGCCUUAGCAAUGGGUCACAGGGAAAGAAAGGGAUGUCAACUAAGCUGAGGAGGAGUGCGUCAGCUGCAGGUGCAAAUGGACCAGUGGCCAUGGAACCAGAACCACCUCCAGUUAAUAUAGAAGCAGAGCUCACUAAACAGCAGCUAAAGGAACAGCAACAGGAAAUACAGGAUCUAAAAAUUGAGUUAGAAACCAAGGUCAACUAUUAUGAGCGAGAGGUGGAGCUAAUGAAAUCCAACUUUGAAAAAGAAAGAAAGGCAACUGAGCACAGUUUCAAGUUAGAGAUCAGUGAGCUGGAGGAGCAGAAAGCUGACCUGGAGGAACUAAAUGCAAAAUAUCAGGAGGUCAUUGAUGGGUUGAAAGUUCAGCUCUCAAAAUCUGCUCAGUGCCAAGAGAUGGAGAAGAGGUUUAAAGAGGAGAAAUUUGAGCUGGAACAGUAUUAUGCCAAGGAAAUAUCUGCACUUGGUCAGCGACUGACUGCUGAGAAGGACCAACUGGAGGAGGAGCUUAGGAGGACUCAUCAGCAUGAACUGCAGUCAAUGAGGCAAGAGGCAGAAGAGGAGCUGAAUGAAAAGCUGGCAGCAAGCGAAGCUCAGUGGGCUGAACACUGGCAGAACCUAUUGCAGCAACACUACAACGAAAAGAACGAGGCUUUGGAAAAGUAUGAACUGGCCAAAAUAUCAUGGAGAGAGGAGCAGCUCCGGGAGAGGAAUCUCUGGGAAGAGCGAGAGAGGACGUUACUGGCUCAAUGCAGAAAGGAACAGCUUAAACAAGAGGAAAAGCACAGUGAGGAGCAGGCUCAUAUCUGCAAAACCUUUGCUAUUGAGAAGGAAGAGAUAGAAAGUCAAUAUAAAAUACAGAUGAAUCGGCUAAACAGGGAAAUUAAGAGUUUAAGUUCAUGCUUGGAAAGUAGAGGUAAUGACAGCACCAUGACCGCAGACAGGGGACCAUCUGGUCAAUAUUUGAAUUUGAACUCUGAUGAUAAAGACCAUUCAAACAAGACAGAAGUGGUUCAUUUUAUAAAGCAAGAUGAACUAUCAGAGACAACUGGGCAGCUUACAGAGACCCCAAAUCCUCAGUGCGCUCAGAUUUUAUAUUGUUUAAAGGAUGUGGAUGAAAAACUGUCUCUUUUGAAGAGGACAGAGGAGAGCGCUGAGGUGAAGCUACACAAGAUGGAGUGUGUGGUCUCCUCAUUAAGAGCUCAGCUGCUGGAUGACAUAAAAGAAACCGAGGCUCUUCUGAAAAAGCAUGGCUACUUGGAGGAAGAAAAAGCACAAUUAAGCCGGCAGUUAGAAGCCAUGGAGGAAGAGCGCCUUUUGUCAGAGGCUAAACAAAAUCAGCUAAUGGUUGAACUGUGGGAAAAAUGUGACUACAUCAAAGUGCAGGAUUCCAAGCUCCAGCUCAUUUCCAAGGACAAUGAGGAACUCGAGAAACAGGUGGCGGCGCUAACAGGACAGGCGGUGGCAUUGGAGCACAAGCUGAAUGCAUUCAGUGGGAAGUAUCAGGAGAUGACAGCACGCCUCUCAGAAGCUAUUGACGGAGUAAGCUCAGAACAAAAUGUCUGCCACACACAGGAUGGGGAUCCUACAAAUGAAGGCAUCUUAAUGGAAGAGCUCCUUGCUAGAAAUACAUUGUUGUCUCGGCAGCUUAGCAAUAAAGAGGAAGAAGUAUACGUCUUACAAAGGGAAAUGAACGAAAUGGUCAGACAGUUCCAGGAGCUGGAAAUAGAGGCCAUUAAGUACCCAACUGAUGCAAAUCAGGAGAACAAGGAGGAGAGGGACAGUGUCAUAGACAAGCUUGUUGAGCUGGAAGACUUGGUGCGGCAAUUGGAGAGAGAAACCGAAACAAGUCAAGAUGACAGGAUGGAGCUCUGCCGUCUGACUGAGGAUAACGGCUUACUCAGAAACAAACUGGAAGGGCUGCAGAAAGAGGUUCAUGACUUUGAAGAUCAAGCUAACAAACACAGGAAGGAGGUGGAACAUUUAAAGAAAGAAAAAGAGAAGCUAGUGUGUGAGCUGGAGGAGCUUAACAAACAGAGUCAGAAAUAUCAAGAGGAAGCACGCCUGUUGAAUGCCCAGAGCCUUCAACUGAGUAAUGCCAUUUUGGAUCUGACUGCUCAGAACAAACAGAACCAGGAGACAAUGCAGCAGUUGUCCAGCAGUCUGCGAGACAUGGCCCAGCAGAAGGAAGAGGCCGCUGCUUCUGUGACACAAUUGCAAGAAAUGAUGUGCAGACUUGAGCAAGCAAAUGUUCAGCAGGAGGCCGAGAGUCAGGGGCAGAGAGAUCAGCUGGAGAAAGAUCUGCAGAGGUUUAAGGAUGAGAAUCAGAAAUACCAGGAUGAGCUACACCGGCUGAAUGCACAGACCCUACAACUGAACGCCUCUGUUGCGGAUCUGAGUGCAUGGAAAAUGGAGAAGCAGGAGACCUUGCAGAAUUUAACCAGCCAACUUAGAGACGUGACGCAGCGAGAAGAAGCGGAACAAGCUGAAGGGACACGACUGCACAAAGUACUCAGUGCUCUGGAGAGAGAGAAGGAUCGGCUUGAGCAUGAGCUGGAUGUGUCCAAAGAGGAGUGCCAGAAAUACAGAGAGGAGCUGCGCCAGCUGAAUACACAGAGCUUGCAACUGAGCUCUUCAGUAUCUGAUCUGAGUGUCCAGCAUUCUGGGAACCAGGAGGUCAUUCAGCAGCUCAACAACAGGCUGAGAGAGGUGACCAAGCAGAAGGAAGAUGCAGCGGCUGUUGUGGAACAACUGAAAGACGUGUUAAAUACUCUGGAGAGAGAGAAACUCCAGCAUCUUGCGGCCUGGCAACAAGAGAGAAAUCAGCUGGCUCAGGAGCUGCGCACCUCUAAUGAAAAGAUGGAAAAUCACACGCAGAAGCACAUGCGAGAGAAGGAAGGGCUCCUAAGUGGGUUACAUGAAAGCAACAAACAGCUUGUUAUUAUGGACUCUCUCCAGGAAGAGGUUACAUCUCUGAGGCAAGAGAAGCAGUCUUUAGGGGAGCAAUGUCACAGUCUAACCUCUCAACUCAAGGAUGUCGCUGCCCAGGUCAUGAAGAUGCACAAGCUGGAACGUGACCUUAAGGUGGCUCAUGAGGAGAGCCAGACGCUGAAGAGGAAUCAGGCACAAUUAAGAGAGACCCUGGCUGAGUGUCAGGAUCAGUUGCUGGAAGCCAAUAGCAAACUUACUCUUGAACAGUCACAGCAUAUGCGGCAAGUGCAGCAGUUAAAAGAACAGGUCAGCUGUGCGGUUCCUAUGGAGCAGGUGACUGAGCUGCAGAACAGACUGCGGGAGGAAGAGCAGAACAGUCUGCAGCUGCAGGACAAGAUGAGAUUUCAUGCUGAGCAGACAAACCGGCUACUGGCCAUGCAGCAGGAGGAGCACGAGAAGCUGUUGCGUAGGAUGGAAGAGAGGUUGGAGGAGGUGGAAAUGGAUCUGAAGAAUGUGCGGCUCAUGCUUCAAGAGAAAGUCAAUCAGCUAAAGGAGCAGCUCGAGAAGAAUGCCAAAUCUGGCUUGUUAUUAAAAGAUCUCUACGUAGAGAAUGCUCAGCUGAUGAAAGCACUUCAGGUAACGGAGCAAAGGCAGAAGAGUGCAGAGAAGAAGAAUUACCUCCUGGAGGAGAAAAUUUCAGCACUGAACAAAGUGAUUGGGAGAAUUGCACCCGCCUCUCUUGCAGUCUGACAGUCUCCCAUUCCAAACUGGUGGUGCAAUGCAGCACAGUCUGUGUAAAAGUUGGGGCUCAGCAAGAAUCUGCACUGAGGUGUAGGGCCUGGUAUUUGAAGAUGAGACCUCUUAGUUCUGGCUUGAGAACCCAACACAAGACCUGUGCAUCAUGCCUGAGUUAAAAGUCUACUGUAGAGAGUCCCAAUGAAAAUAAACAAUGAACUGCUAAAGUCUGAGAGACUGUGGGUGCAGUCACUGUCUGUAAGUAGUUGACAUACUAGCGGCUGCUGGACAGCUGCAUGUGAUCUAAUGUAUGCACUCGCUGUCUGAACGACUACCUACACCAAAAGAACCAACCAUAUGAGUCCAUGGGAGAAAAGAGAAUAUUUACACAUCAGUGCAAUUGUUUUAUUUGUUUUUAUAAAUUGAAAAAUCUUUUGUAACUUUUAUUAAAAAAAGCCAGUCUUGUAACACUUAAAAGUCCUUCAAAAGAUUAAGUAAACAAUUGGGAUAUUUUGAUCUUCACUCUGUAUAUGUGUAUUAGCCCGUGUAAUAUAUGUUUCGCUGUACCAAUGUGUUGUCCAAGCUGAGUGUAGCAAUCCGUAGAGCAGGGUAGAAAGGUGAUGUGCUGUUUGUUAUAGUCCUGCAGAUGCUCAAUUUGCACUAAAUGCCUAUGGCUAAAUGUGGAGGGGUUUUCCCUUUUAGAAAUCAACCAAAUAUUUUGUUGUAUUUAUUAUUAUUGACCAUAGCGUGGUAGGCGUAGUCUUGCUCAUGUAACACUAGCAUAAGAACAGCACAAUGGCUUGUACAAUUGAUUAAAGCGAGGCCAGAGCCCCACCCUAAUACCCCUAAAUUACUUUUGUUAUGGUACAUGCUAAUGCCUACCCCAGGUCAGUGCAGCCAGUUUACCUUUGUCCAUAAGCUGAACCAGCUCACUGUGUACUUCACCUAUCCAUGUAAUUCCUAGCUUUAUAAUGCACAUGGGCACUUACGCUCUAAUGUCUGGUACAAGAAAGGAGCAAGCUACAGGACAUGGGAAUUGCCCAACUAAAUCUGGAGAUUUAUGGCCGCCUUUAACUAUUUGUGCCACCAUUGGUUGACUCUCUGUGACCUCCGUGGUGGAUUCAGUAUGAUUUCUGUUUGAAAAUGGUGGCUUAAGAUCAGGUUCCAUCCUUUUCAACCCAGUCAUCUCUAAAAUGUAAAACUUGUUGCAUUAAACGUCCCAUAGUGCAUCAGUUAGAGAAUGGAAGUUGUACUAGAGCUGGGGCUGCAUCGCUGGGCCUCCCUAGUAAUUCUUACCUUCAUAUAAUGUGGUACAUCAUUCUAGCAAUGGAUUCCGUUUUAUAUAUAUAUAUAUAUAUAUAUAUAUAUGUGAUUAUUGUACAGUUCACUUGGCAUUUGUACAGUUGUUUGUAUACAUGAAUGAAAUGUGUAUAUAUUUAUAUACUGAGAAACAUCAACUGAUCUUAAGGUAUCUAAAAAAACUGAUAAAUUGAACCAGUUUGAUUUUAUGUACAAACAACACAUCUGAAUACAAGUCUUUCCUAAAA
This is a messenger RNA of Xenopus laevis (African clawed frog), 7172 nucleotides long. RefSeq names its product ninein like L homeolog (gene ninl.L). Gene Ontology annotation, cellular component: microtubule organizing center; centrosome. NCBI's taxonomy places the organism in Eukaryota, Metazoa, Chordata, Amphibia, Anura, Pipidae. The record is from RefSeq and is marked provisional. Gene Ontology annotation, biological process: microtubule anchoring at microtubule organizing center; microtubule anchoring at centrosome. Gene Ontology annotation, molecular function: calcium ion binding.